AUGUCAAAUGAUACUACUCCAUCUCUCAUGCCAGCUUGUGUUGAACCUGUCGUUGAUGUUCUCAAGAAUAUAAAUCCAAUGAAGAUUCUUUUUUCGCUUCGAAAUGACUCCGCACAACUUGACACCAACAUCGAUAAUAAUGCCCAAGUUCAGACAAGUAAAAUAUUGAAUCUGGCAAAUAAGAAACUUACUGAUCAAAAUUUACGACAAAUUGCAUAUUCAUUAAAAUCCAAUACAACACUUAUCACACUCAAUCUUGCAGGAAAUAAUUUUGGCAUUACAGGAAUAAGAUAUUUGUUAAUUGCAUUACAAAGCAACAUAACACUUACUACAUUAGAUCUUCAAAAUAAUAAAAUAGAUGAUGAAGGAAUACAAUGUCUAGCAAAGUUUUUAUACGAUAAUACUACACUUACCACACUUAAUCUCGGUGGAAAUGAUAUUGGAGAUAAAGGCGCAUAUCAUCUUGCAAUUGCAAUACAACAUAACAUUACACUAAAAAUACUAAAUCUUCAAAAUAAUAACAUUAAAGACGAAGGAGCCGAAUCAUUAGCGUACGCAUUGGAAAAUAAUUCGAUACUCAACACGCUUAGUCUUGGAAGAAAUCAAAUCAACAUCGACGGGAUACAGCAAUGGGCAAAUACAAUACAAAAUAAUACUACACUGAUUGCAUUUGAUAUUGAAGGCAAUGGAAUAAGCGAUGACGGAGUACAAUAUCUAGCAUAUGCAUUAGAAAGCAACAUAGGUCUGACAACACUUAAUCUUGGACGAAAUCAAGUUAGUGCUGAAGGAAUACAAUUUCUUGCGAAUGCAUUAGAAACUAACAAGACACUCACUAGUCUCAAUCUGGGAGGAAAUGAACUAGGGAGUAAUGGAAUAGAAAUAUUGGCAACUGCAUUACAAUAUAAUAAUACACUCAGCACAUUAUAUCUUGGAUGGAAUAGUGUCGGUAUAGACGGAGCACGAUAUCUGGCAAAUUUAUUAAAUCAUAAUACAAAGCUUGUUAAAUUGGAUCUUCAAAGUAACGAAAUAUAUGAUGAUGGAAUACAAUAUUUAGCUGAUGCUUUACAAAAUAAUGUUACACUCACAACGCUCAAUCUUGCAAGAAAUAAUAUUGGUGAUAAAGGCGCAUAUAAUUUAGCCAAUGCUUUAAAACAUAAUAACACUCUUACGCAUCUUCAUCUUGCACUGAACCUAAUCGCUGAUGAAGGCGCACAAGCUCUAGCUACUCUAUUGGAAACUAACCGAACACUUACUGUCAUUGAUCUUGCAUUUAAUCAGAUCUCUAUAUACGGAAUAAAUCAUUUAGCGAGUGCAUCACAACAAAAUUCGACGGUGACAACACUGGAUCUUCGGUAUAAUCAAACCGAUGCUAAUAAUCGAGCAAUACUCAAUGAUACGGCAAAUGUACUUAUGUUAUAA
Messenger RNA from Rotaria socialis, 1419 nucleotides. The record is from the annotation of a GenBank genome assembly. NCBI's taxonomy places the organism in Eukaryota, Metazoa, Rotifera, Eurotatoria, Philodinida, Philodinidae.